UAUUAGUGUGUUUUGUGUAGUCAAAGAGCAUUUUGUUCUGUUAUAUUCAUGUUAUGUGUGUUUUUUGUUUAACAAUCCUUUUUUCGUAGUAUUUUAAGAAAAUAUUUCGGAUGCGUCAUAUUCGUAACAACGAAGUGAAGCUAUGUAAUAUACAUCGAAGCAGUUAAAUAUAUCGGAGCAGCAUAAUUCAAAUAAUUUCCAGUGGUAUGCACGGGCUACAGAAAAAAACGAAAACAAAUGAAAAAAUAAAAUUCUGCCGUGGAAAUCUUUAUGGACCAACAAUAAAAUUAAGGGUUUCGAGGGUGGAGAGACUAACUCGUGGCGACAAUUCGCAAAGGAGAAAAGAAGAGGGAAAGGAGGACGAGGAGAAGAAAAGAUGGUUUCCUCGGCGAUCUUCGGCGCGGCAGCUGGUACCGGUUUGGCCUUGGUCGUCGCGAUGACCAUAGUGGUGUAUCGUUAUUACGCUGUGAAACGAAAAGGAAAAUAUUGGAGCAGUCUGGAUCGUUGGCCGGAUCCACCGGGCACGAAGAAGGGGGAGGGACGACAGGAACAAUGCUCGGAGCAUUGUCAUGAUUCUUCCUCCUCGCAUGUGCUCAAUUGCUGGCGGAAGCAACAGAAGAAUUAUUACGCUGUCCAGUCCAGGGAAUUUAACGUCGCCAAGGAGCAGCAUGCGGUGCAGCCAUGUUCCUCCGUGGUUGUCGAAUCAGGAAGUUUACCACAUCAAAGUCGAAGCUAUCCAGGUGGUACCAGUGGAUCUGGAAGCAUGGGACGAUUGUUUACAAGGAAUUCAUCGGUGAGCUCGCAGAGCUCGUUAGAAGGACCAUCUGGACCAUCUGGACCAUCUGGACCAUCUGGACCUUCUGGAUCAUCUGGACCUUCUGGAUCAUCUGGAUCAUCUGGACCUUCUGGACCAUCUUCCAGCCACCGUAGUACCACUACAACGCAGAUUCGAUCAUGUGGACUUGAUGGACGAUAUCAUCAUCGCCCCGAUCCCUUGCAUGCUGCUUCGUCUUAUCCACCGAGCAGAAGUUCGAGAUCGCCAUCACCUGGUCGUACCGCAUCACUAGAUGCACGCUGUGGAAGUCCAGCCAGUUGUUCCGGAAGUCUUGUGAGCAGUAAUGCAUCACCAUCUCAGAGCUCUCUGUCGUCUUUGGCAACAGGUGUGAGCUCUUCUUGUGGUGGUUCCUCGAUAAACGUUACCCACGGAGCUUCCAGAUCAGCUGGCCGAAGUCUUUCACCCCUUCUUAUUCCACCAUCACGCAUUAUCGGAAGUGACGGUGGACCACCUCCUCCAGCUUCACCAUUGGGUUCUAUACAACCUGAUCUCUACCAACGAAGAGAUGGCCCUAUUUAUCUCAAAGCUCGAGGAAAUGGAAAGAGUUUAGGCCGACUGCAUUUGCGAUUCAAAUACGACUUCGAUCGAUCAGAUUUGCAUGUACACCUAAUCGAAGCGCACGAUCUGGCUGGAAGUGAUCAAGGAGGAUUCAACGAUCCUUACGUGAAAUUGAUGCUCAAUCCUGAAGUAGAUUCGAGGAAACGACAAACACAGAUAUACCGUAACGAAUCGAAUCCGUUCUUCGAUCAACAAUUCAAAUUCCCUGUCAGUAACGACGAACUUCAGGACAGGACUUUAGUUUUACAGGUGCUCGAUUACGAUCGUUUCUCUAGAAACGAUAUAGUCGGAUCUGUAAAAGUACCACUACAUAUUUUACGAUUGGAUUCACCUACCUCGACCGAAGAAGUUUGGGGAGAGAUUGAACGCGAACGAAAGCCACCUGAACAAAUUCAAGAAGUUCUAUUAUCCCUUUCUUAUCUUCCAAGCGCCGAACGAUUAACAGUUCAAAUUUUGAAAGCGAGAAAUCUAUUUCCACCGCAGGACAAAGAAACUUUAGAUUCGUUCGUGAAAGUAAAUCUUCUUUGCGGCGAAAAGAGAGUGAAAAAAAAGAAAACCGCUGUAAGAAAAGCUACGACAAGUCCCGUUUGGAACGAGGCGAUGUCUUUUAAUGUUCCUGCCAACUAUCUCGCAUCAUCAGCUAUCGAGGUAUGUGUGAUGGACUCGAGCAAUGAAUUUAUCGGAGGAAACGUGAUUGUUGGUUCCUGUAUCGUUGGUCCUGCCACAGGAGUCAUUCGUGGAGUGGAAGGAAGUGGAAGUCAAGGAAGAGAACAUUGGCUUCACAUGACUCAAUCGCCAAGGAAAACCAUCGAUAUGUGGCAUACAUUGCAUUAAAAAAAAAAAAAAAAAAAAAAAAAAAAAGAAAAAGAAUUAUUAAUCGAUGUUUUAUUCGUCAUAUAUUGUUUUCCAAAGAAACAAAACCUGAUCAUGUGAAAAUGUUAUGAAUGCAUUUCUUUUUUUUUUUUCUUUUUUUUGUUUCUUUUUUUUGUUGUUUUGUCGGAUUAUAGAAGAAGGAUACAAUUAGACAACAUAAUAUACAUAAUCGGUAUAUGGUAUAUGUGAACAACAAUAGUGUUAUAUAUGUGAAUAUUUUUAUGAAUAUAUUCAAAAUCACUAACAAAUAAAGAAAUCGCGAAAAAACA
Apis laboriosa (Himalayan honeybee) is the source of this 2535-nucleotide messenger RNA. RefSeq names its product synaptotagmin-5 (gene Sytbeta). Bases 377 to 2227 code for a protein of 616 amino acids. Gene Ontology annotation, biological process: calcium-ion regulated exocytosis; regulation of calcium ion-dependent exocytosis; cellular response to calcium ion. The transcript is spliced from 11 exons. The record is from RefSeq and is a predicted model, not a curated record. Gene Ontology annotation, cellular component: membrane. Gene Ontology annotation, molecular function: syntaxin binding; calcium-dependent phospholipid binding; calcium ion binding. Lineage: Eukaryota; Metazoa; Arthropoda; Insecta; Hymenoptera; Apidae.